This is a messenger RNA of Spizellomyces punctatus DAOM BR117, 2064 nucleotides long. RefSeq lists its product as uncharacterized. NCBI's taxonomy places the organism in Eukaryota, Fungi, Chytridiomycota, Chytridiomycetes, Spizellomycetales, Spizellomycetaceae. The transcript is spliced from 2 exons. Gene Ontology annotation, molecular function: protein binding. The record is from RefSeq and is a predicted model, not a curated record. The coding region runs from base 665 to 1324 and encodes 219 amino acids.
UUCACCAACCUUUUCCUCAGUGCCCAAAUUCGCCACAAGGCAUCCCGUUUAUUCAUAGGCUGUUGGCACGUUGCAACACCGCUUCUCCACCACGAUCUCCGUCAUCCGCAGUUUGAUCGGACUUGGUACUUGCCCCGUCACCUGGCUCGCUCAUCUGCACUUCUUCCCGGACACCUGGCUCGCUCAUCUGCUCUCGUCACGCCAAGGGAACAGUAAGAAAGAGAGUUACUGCACCCAGUCAGGGUGGAGGACCUGCGACGAUGAUUGCUGAGCUGCGUGAGCUACGAGUGCCUCGUCCGCGUGACAAGUCGGUACCUAGGCCCUUGUCCCACGUCCAGUCAGCCGUCUUCGCUGGUCCCUGACCCGAUCCGGUCUCUGCUUUGGUCGGUAAAAGCAGAGCAGGCAGCCGUAUUCCUUUAGGAUUUUAACGCGCCGUGGACGAAUUGUCCAUACGUUAAUACGUCCGAAAGCGGCAGCAACUUAAUUUCGUUGUCAGAUGGGGCGCAUCAACAGAGCUCUUGGAUGUAUACUUACCACCUUUUCGUUUCUUUCUCGUACGUUUAUGCUGUCCUCUUACCAGGAGCCUAGAGUUUGACAAGUUCCCAACGGGGUGGUCGCAUGUGACGUUUGCUCUUUACGCUUCCAGGCAAAUAUCUGUGGCAUUAUGCAAAGUAUGCCGCCAGGGUCAGGCGAACCAGAAAGGAAGCGGCCAGCAUCGGUUGCCUUUUCUGUGAAGCGCUCACGUAAAACAAGAAAUGUACUUGGCACGCCAACUAGAUCGUGCCUCCCUUUCACACCGGCGAACGACGACACUGACGAAGACGUGCAACCAUUUAUCGACGAUCCUACGUACUCACUAACCACCCAUAAACACAAGCUCCUUCUGGAUCCCCUUACGCAAUUCAGAACUCUCUACAACGAAGGCAGCUUUCUGGCGUCUGAGGGGAGAUACGCCGAAGCACUGUCACGCUGGUCGCAGGCCCUCACCCUCGUAACAGAUUCUCUCAAUGUAAGAGAGGUUGCUCAAGUGCACGAAAUGCGAGCGCAAGUACAUUUAGAACGAACCGAGUGGUUCGAGGCUGUAAAGGCCGCAGAGACCGCUAGUCAAUUAUGUCCACAGUGGGCAGAAGCAUGGCAGACACUUGGAAGGGCGCAGAUGGCUUUUGGUGAACCCGUACUUGCUGCUCAAAGCUUUGAACAUUGUUUAUGCAUUGAUUCGUCGCUUACGGAGGUGGUCGAGGAGGAGCUAACAUUUGCAAGAGAUAUUGCCAAACGGUUACGAGAAAAGGGUCUGGAGCAUGCCAGAGAGGUUGGAGGCGUUUGAUGGUACCGGACGAUGAGGUGAAUGGCUAAAGCUCCGAGUUUACCCAGUACAUCAAUGUCACCAGAUCCAUCAUUAAUGGCCAAUACCCGCCUGCUAGUCCCAUCUUUGUUGGUCUGCGAUCCAUAUCGUUGACGCUGAGCCCUAAGCACACGAGUAUGGUGAUAAAGGCAGUUUGGAGGGAGGGAAUGCUGAACUCUUGGAAUGCCGAUAAACGCAUGGUCUAGUGGAACAAGCUAACAAAUCGCAACAUUACGUUGCACCCGUCAAACCCCAACGGACAUGGAAGAUCAGCAUCCUUGACACGGGUCUUGCGGCCUGCGACAUGGCAGCACCUUUGCCUAUCCUGAUUUGCAAUGGAUAUGGAAAGCCAUUUCCGCAAUUCCCAAAAAUGGGGCUUUAUUUGACAUGAAGCUGUCAGUAUUGAUGGUCCGCGUGCACGGGCGCGUCCUUCUGUUCAUACAUUCGUCAAUGGCUCAUUGAGGAUCGUGGAACGCUCCAGCAAGUGGCGCUAGUUGAGAUACCUUUUUGCUUCCUGUUCGUUUUCGCCGGCAGGAGGUACACGUUUUCCAAGUUGGUGUAUUCGUGACUUUGGUAAUGACACGGCAUUCAAAGAAAGUAAAUGAGCACAUGUCCAAAAACAAUAAUAUUUCCUGCCGGAUCUUUACAAUGGAUUGUAAAGCUCUAAAGAUUUGUAUCCAUACUACAACAUGACUUUCUUUUCUACGGCUCUUACAAGCCAG